Molecule: messenger RNA, 1806 nt
Organism: Komagataella phaffii GS115
Lineage: Eukaryota; Fungi; Ascomycota; Pichiomycetes; Pichiales; Pichiaceae
Product: Mitochondrial type 2C protein phosphatase involved in regulation of pyruvate dehydrogenase activity
Exons: 1
Coding region: 1-1806 (601 amino acids)
Biological process (GO): protein dephosphorylation
Molecular function (GO): protein serine/threonine phosphatase activity
Source: RefSeq, a predicted model, not a curated record
AUGCUUGUGUUUACCGUACGCCCUAGGGUGUUGCGAUUGUUACCCCGUGAAUUGAUUAAAUCCACGAGCAGGACUUUGAAAAAGGAGUCUUCUUCUCAGUUGAUGUUGCCUCAACAAGGUCAAGCUCGCCAGGCAAGUAGUACAACUCGAACUCCAAGAAAAAGACGCAACAUGCGCAAUCUAAACGUGGCUUUUGUUUCCGGCAUUUUGGUGGUUGCUUCCUACGUUUCCAUCACCAAUCAGGGGAAAAAUUACCUUUCAGACACAGGUGGAGCUGCUGUGGGUGCUGCGAGCAACUUAAGAAACGGAGUCUCUGGAACUCUUGGAGCCUUCUUCAGUACUUCUUCGCAGGAAGGUUCAUCCCAAUCGUCUGAAAAGUCUGGCGUAUUCAAGCUGUCUGAUGAAGAAAUUUCGGCCAGGCUGAGGCGCAUGGAGGAAAGUUAUACAGUGAACCGUGGUAAGGGAGUAGUAAGAUAUGAUGUCAGUCAGUUGCCAAGUAACAACCCAAUCGAAGACGAUCGAGCUGAACGAAUGGUUGAGGUUAGAUACAGAGAUACCGAAUCACCAUCUGACAAAAGCAAGGCAAUUGCUGAUCCCGGUGCCGGUGAAGUGCCUGCCGACUGGAUGCUGUGGGGUGUCUUCGAUGGUCAUUCAGGCUGGAAUACUUCCGCUACUUUACGCGAUCGAUUACUGGAUUAUGUGGUAGAGGAGCUAAGUAAUGUGUUCCGCUUAGGUGACCGUGGACCGGCCGCUCGUACUGUACCUUCAAGUGAUGCGAUUGAUCGUGCCAUCAAAGCCGGAUUUACAAAAUUGGACGAUCAAAUCGUAAACAAAUCAGUAGAGAAAUUGUUCUCGGGAACUCCCAAAGUUUCUGCUCCGGAACUGUUGAUGCCUGCUUUGACAGGUUCGUGUGCAUUGGUUGCAUUCUAUGACACUCAUUUACGUGAACUCCGAGUGGCAUUAACCGGUGACUCUAGAGCAGUUCUAGGGUCCUUGGGAGCUGACGACAAGUGGACUGCGACUGCUUUGACAGUCGAUCAAACUGGAAGCAAUCCUUCGGAGGCCGCACGAUUGGCUGCUGAGCACCCAGGUGAGCCUAACGUUGUAAGAAAUGGACGUAUCCUGGGAUCUUUAGAACCAUCUCGUGCCUUUGGUGAUGCUAGAUACAAAUGGGCAAAGGAUAUUCAAGAUAGAGUUUGUCGUCAAUUUUUGGGACGAACUCCUCCCCCUGCUUUGAAAACACCACCUUAUGUCACUGCCGAGCCGGUUGUGACUUCUGCACGAAUCCGCCCAGGAAAGAAAGAUUUCUUGGUUUUAGCAUCUGAUGGACUUUAUGAAUUGUUAUCCAACGAAGAGAUUGUAGGUUUAGUCGUACGUUGGAUGGAGAAAACGGGAAUGGUUCCUCCACCAUCCAAAUCAUUGAAGGAGAAAUUAUUGGGAGGAAGGGGUCAAUCAUCGACCCUGACUCCAGUUAUUGAUACAAGUGACGCUUCUACCAAAUCGUCUCAACGUCCUCCUAUCAGAAGGUCCUCUCAAACAGCAACUGGUUCUCGUCCCACUUAUUUGUUGGAAGACUCUAAUGUUGCUACACACUUGAUUCGUAAUGCUCUCAGUGAUGGGGGGUCUCCAGAAAAUGUAUCUAUGCUAUUGGGAAUUCCUUCUCCAUUGUCUAGGCGUUAUAGAGAUGAUCUUACUGUAACGGUGGUAUUCUUUGGAGAAAGAGAUGAAGUAGGCGGCGAUACGGCACUCUCGGUUCAGUUGACUCCCGAUGCUACGCUUGGACUACAGCCUAAGCCAAAGCUUUAG